Molecule: messenger RNA, 684 nt
Organism: Balaenoptera musculus (blue whale)
Lineage: Eukaryota; Metazoa; Chordata; Mammalia; Artiodactyla; Balaenopteridae
Product: receptor expression-enhancing protein 5-like
Source: RefSeq, a predicted model, not a curated record
AUGUCUGCAGCCAUGAGGCAAGGGUUCUACUAAUUCCAUCAUCAGAAGAACUGCGUGACUGACUUCUUGGCAAACACCAAGGCCAACACCAGCAUGAACUGGAGCUACACGACACUCAGUGUCAUUGGGCUGGUGGCUUUGUACCUAGUGUUCGGUUAUGGAGCCUCUCUUCUCUGCAACCUGAUAGGAUUUGGUUACCCAGCCUAUGUCUCAAUUAAAGCCAUAGAGAUCCCCAACAAAGAAGAUGAUACCCAGUGGCUGACCUACUGGGCAGUGUUUGGUGUAUUCAGCAUUGCCGAAUUCUUCUCUGACCUCUUCCUUUUAUGGUUCCCCUUCUACUACGUGUUGAAGUGCAGCUUCCUGUUGUGGUGCAUGGCCCCCAGCCCUGUCAAUGGAGUGGACCUUCUCUACAAGCGCAUCAUCUGUCUUUUCUUCCUGAAGCACGAGUCCCAGGUAGACAAGGCAGUGAAUGACUUGAAGGACAAAGCCAAAGAGACAGCAGAUGCCAUCUUUAAAGAAGCCAAGAAAGCUGCUGUGAAUUUACUGGGUGAGAAAAAGAAAAGCACCUAAACCACUGACUGGAUGAAACAUUUCUGCCCUCUCUGUACUUUCCUAGUAGAGCUUGGUGUUAUAUUAGGAACUGUGGUAUAAUCAUUUUAAUAAUGUUGCCUUGGAAACAUUUUU